CGUUUGACUCACAUAGCAAAAAAGUAUGUCGUCAAAUCAUCUUCAUUCGCAAAGCCCAGAUGCUGCACUGAUCGCCCGGAUGCAUCAGAUGCGCCUCGAAGGUGACGGUGGAAAGCUUGGCUCGCUUCCGCGACCCCAUCCCGGGAGCCAAGGUCCAUUGUUCGACAGUGGCAAUGCUUAUGCCACUAUCGGGCCGGCGCCAGUCAGUUUGAGUGGUGGAAGUGGGCCAUCAGCGUCGGUGGCUACGACGAUCAACAUGAACGAUUACCGAAUGUACGACCGGUACCAGAACCAAAUGCAGGCUGCUGCAGCAGCAGCGGCAUCGGCCACGGCAACUAAAUUCUCCGGAGGUGGCCCCACCAUGCAGCAACAAAGCGGCAGCAGUGCGCAUGCUGGUGCUACAGGAUCGACAGUCGUCGGUGGUGGUAUCAGCGGUGGCAGCAGUUAUCAGUACAGGGUCAACAACAGCCCCACCCAUUCGCUGAGCAACUCAUCCCAUCAUUCCGGAGGCGCCAACAGCCCGCGGGCGAGUGUGCACAGUGGAAGUAAUGCUUCGAUUGGUUCGACGCAGCAACACCAUUAUUACGAUUCGCGCUAUCACCAGACCGUUUACGAAAACGUCGACUACUAUCCAGCAUCGCAGCAGCAGCAGCAGCAGCAGCAACAACAACAACAACAACAAGUAGGCGAUGGCCUUCUCUACGACCAGCGGAAGUUUGAAUCGCAUAACAUAAAGGCGCAACCGCAGGUUCCGGCGGGGCAGGUUCAGGCGACACCUCUGGUCAACGGCAUGAUAAACAUGGCCGGGCGGUACGCACACACCCCUCCCGAGCUACAGGAACAACCACCGAUCUACGAAAACCUUCAAUCGCCACCGUCUGCUGGUCAGCAAGCGCAACCUCAGGCCACGAAAGGUUCUACGCAAGUGUACUACCAUCAACGGACCGACGGGAGCCCCAGUCCAGGAGGAACGCAGCACCAGACAGCGUAUCAUCAGGCCCAGCAUCAGCACCUCCAUCAUCAGCAGCAACUGUCCAGCGGAUCGGAUCUGUAUCAACAGCCCAUCUACGAGACGACUACCGCCAACGUGAACGCGUUUCGAGCAACUGCCACCAUGUAUCAUCCACAGCAACAGCAGCCUCCACAGGCGUACCAUUCGCCGACGAACAGCAGCAUAUCGGUGAAAAUUGCUCAACAACCACAGCCGGUGCUGCUGCCCAACGUCAAGUAUCACGCGACGGGUGUACCUGCUUCGGCCGCUCUGCCCUAUGAUUUCCACCAGAAGUCCUCGAGGCACACUAGCAGCGCCGCAGCAGGGCCUAUACUGCCACCGAAAUCUUCGGAAGCACUGAAAACACAGCAGAAAAAUAAUGGAUCACCGUCACGCACGGCUUCCGCUGCCGGGGCGAAUUCAAACAAAAGCUUCGUUGAGGAUAUUAACGGUUCGGAUUACGUUUGCAUGACGAGUGGAACGAAAUACAGUAGCAUCACGGGCGGAGGACCCGGAACCGUGCCGCAACUGCAAAAAUCUAGCCCCCCUUUGGUGAUGUCACCGACUGCCGGUGGAACGACAACGGCUGCCAUGCCAGUGCAGGUUGGCCAGGAACGCCAGUACGCAACACUGCAAGAACUUGAGACGGCCAGACGUCAGCACCAAGCCACGGCAGCUGCUCCUCUUGGCCAGAAAUCCACUGCCAACGGGUCGCCAGCGUCUGGGGCGAGCCAAUUGAUGGCCGGGAACAGUACGGGCAUUGCAAUGGGCUUGAGGGGAGCCGUGUCGCCCACUCCGUCGCAGCUGAGUAGUGGCUCCGGUUCCGGAAAGCCGAAAGGACUUACGAAAAAUCUGCUUCCCUACAACGUGACACCUCCGCGGCCGACUGGACCGACCGAAGCGGAGCGCAAAAUCGAAGAAAUGACUCGCCAGCUGGAGGAAGAAAUGGAGAAGAAUGAAGAGCAGGGUGAAUACUUUGGCAUCUGCCACACGUGCAAGGAAAAGGUGACGGGCGCGGGUGCGGCCUGCCAAGCGAUGGGAAACCUCUACCAUACCAACUGCUUCAUCUGCUGCUCGUGCGGCCGAGCUCUGCGCGGUAAAGCGUUCUACAAUGUGCACGGUCGAGUGUACUGCGAAGAAGAUUACAUGUACUCUGGCUUCCAGCAGACAGCGGAAAAGUGUGCAAUCUGUGGACAUUUAAUUAUGGAAAUGAUCUUGCAAGCGAUGGGAAAAUCGUACCAUCCGGGUUGUUUCCGGUGCUGCGUCUGCAACGAGUGUCUCGAUGGUGUCCCGUUCACGGUGGACGUCGACAAUAAGAUCUACUGCGUAAACGACUAUCACAGCAUGUUCGCUCCCAAGUGUGCCAGCUGUGGCAAGGGUAUUACACCGGUAGAGGGGACCGAGGAAACUGUGCGUGUCGUUGCGAUGGACAAGGACUUCCACGUCGAUUGUUACAUCUGCGAGGAGUGCGGCAUGCAGUUGACCGACGAGCCGGACAAACGAUGCUACCCGUACGAAGGUCGACUAAUGUGCCGUUCCUGCCACAUACAGAAAAUAUCGCUGCAGGAUAUGCGCGGCCGGAUUGUCGAACCAGUUUCGGCCACCUAUCAGUAUAUGGGCUAAGCGGAAGGUAAAAGAAACGUAAGAUAUACUGCAUAAUACUUGUUUUGGGUUUGCUAACACGGUAUGCGCCCGUUUUUGUCGCCAUUCUUUACAAAAAGAUCCGACGCCAAAGGUGGGCGAUUGAGAAAACAUCGCUUGUCAGGAAUUUUGGCAGCUUGAUAUUACUACUGCUGCGCCAAUCUACUGCAAUCGGUCGAACUUGCGUUCUUCGUCCAAUGGCGAUAGUCAUGCAUCAUGGUUCUAUUUUCGUGAAGCUGACCUUUAGAAGUAGCGUAUAGUAAGCUCGGCACCAAAACGUAAGGGUUUUUGUCGAGCACUGAAGAUGGCCCCGUAAAACUAUCAGCUAGCAAUUCAGUGGAACCGGAAAGUUUCGGUAUGCAUUUACGUGGAUCAACCCGGAUGUGGUGGAAUCAUUUUGAAGAGGCCAAGCGGUUGUCGUUGUCGAUAACUUACAAGAACACUCCCGACGGGUUCGGGUGUCACUAACAUUCCGCUAGAUGUUAACGAUAUGCUUGUGUAUUAUGAUUAAGAUUAUUAACCACGAUCGAAUUAGGCUCGGCAAACUUCAAGCGCCCGAGUUGUGACUGGAGUGUCAUGUACAAUAAGUACAUCUGAGCGAACUCGGAAACAGGGGGAAGUGUUGCAAUAUAGUUGCAUUUGCUUUUUAGGUUGGCUACAACAGUUACGUCGUUGCGAUAACAAUA
Molecule: messenger RNA, 3318 nt
Organism: Anopheles bellator
Lineage: Eukaryota; Metazoa; Arthropoda; Insecta; Diptera; Culicidae
Gene: jub
Product: LIM domain-containing protein jub
Exons: 6
Coding region: 26-2614 (862 amino acids)
Biological process (GO): negative regulation of hippo signaling; cytoskeleton organization; regulation of DNA-templated transcription
Cellular component (GO): adherens junction; P-body; nucleus
Molecular function (GO): transcription corepressor activity
Source: RefSeq, a predicted model, not a curated record